AUGGCCAAUUCGAACGCUGUCCCCCAGGGCUUCUCCGUCUUCCAGCCUGCCCUCGGGUCUCAGCUCCAGUUCUUCCCUGCUGUCGGGAGCCGCGAGCUCGAUGAGCUGGUGAACGCUUACAUCCCCGGUCCGGCUUCUGUCCAGGAGAAGCGCGCUUCCAUCUCUCUCGAUUUCCUUGAGUACGCCCAUCUGACUGGGCAGACCUUCAAGUUCUACCCCGUCUUCUCAAUGGCCACCCCCGCUGUGUCUCCUGCUACUGCCAGCCCUCUUCAGGACUCUGGUUACGGUUCUUCCUUCAACGCUAGCCCUGUCAUGUCCAACUGGGACUGGAGCCAGGUUAACGCUGCUGCCCCCUCGCAACGCCAGUCUCCCAAGGCUGCUUCGCGGCACCAGACCACCGACUUCUCCCACCUGCCUGGUAUGAAGAUCAUGACAAGGGACGGCCGCGAUGUGACAAACUCUGCUUCUCGAGGUUCCAAGACCAAGGAGCAGCGAGAUCACGCUCACCUGAUGCGAAUCAUCAAGGCUUGCGACAGCUGCCGGCGGAAGAAGAUCCGCUGCGACCCCAGCCACAAGAAGCGUGGAGUCACCCAGAGCCAGGCCCAGCCUGUGUCCAAGGUCACCAAGAAGACGAAGACUCCUGCUCGGGAAGCACGGACAUCUCCUGCCGCUGCUCAGCCUGAUUUCUCUGCUUCUAUAGGAUUCCCAGACGUGCAGGCUCUUUCAACUCCAGAACUCGACAACCUGCUUGGUAUAGUACCAGCCGAGAACGUGGCUUGGGAGGACUUCCUCGAGUACCCUCCUGUCGACGACUACGACUUCUUCAACGACCCAGAGGGCUACUUCUCUCCUCAAUCUUCUUCUGUGUCGGCGUACUCCACAAAGCCUGUGACACCGACUUCCACACAAGACCAACUUGGCCCGUACAAUACGGUCAAUGCGGAGGUCAACGUUCCAUCGGUGGAUCUACCUUUCAACCAGACAGAACCGGCUCACAACUAUGUCGAUUUCAACCUGUUCUCUCCCGAGUCCUCAUUCUCGGAAGACGAACGUAUGGUCCCGAUCGAACUGUCCAAGCAGUCGGUUAGUCAACCUAGGUCCCCAGCGAACCCACGACCACCAAUCGAUCCCUCGGAUGGCCCAGAGAGUAGCGGCGGUUAUCUAAGUGGUGACCUUGGCACGCAAUCUGCGCUUGUCUGGGCCACACCUCAGGAGCUCUUUGGUGAUGGCGACAUUGUCCUAGAUAGGACGUAUCGCGAUCCUGGUACUGGCCUUGAGCGGUACCGCUCGAGCCCCUCAUCCAGCUUCGACUCGGAUGUUCUGAGUCACAGCAUAAGCUCACUUGAGACUUCUGUCUCGUCGGCCUACACAACCGACUUCCAACCUUCAGAGACACCCGUCUCGUUGGCCUACACCACCGACCCCUUCACUUCUCCUGGCAUGAUGUCACCUGCGGGAAGCAACGUGGAAAUUAGUCACAACAUCAUUGCUGAUCCCACGGGAGAUACUCUCCAGAGUGUGACACCAUUUGCGAACGCCUCACGACCUGGUGCCCUUGGCACGAACGGCCUGAGCCAGACAGCCGGUGGCUACACUGACUACUAUGAUCACUCAGAUCGCGGCCAUCGCAGCGAUCAACAACAACGUGAUCGUCGUGAAGACGUCGCAGCACAACGCCGUGACAGCUCGUCUUGUCAUGUCCUGACAGAGCAUCAACGUGCCGAGGAUGUCGGCAUCACUCGCUCGAAUGCUCUGAACUCUGGUUCUCCUGUUUCGCAAAAUAGGAGGCGUGAUGUUCUGGAGCUAGCACCAUUUACAGGUGCGAAUGUUGAGCGAGAGUCGGCCAUCGCUGCCUCCAUGACACAAAUCAAGCCCCAGACACCCCGGGCCCAACUUGCGGUCGGUGAGAAGGAGGAGAGAUCUCAGCUUUCUUCUGCAUUCAUGGGCAUCGCCCCUGUCUCGACUGCUCUGGCGUCACUACUGCAGCCGUCAUCCCUGACGACAUUUAUGUCCGUCGUCAUGAUAGCGGUCGCACUCAUGGCCUGGUUCUGUCUCUCAUCCGUUGAGAUGGGACCUGUGGACCAGAGGACUCUCUCCACGAAAGGAGAAUGGUCUUCCUCGUCUCAGGCACGACGCUUGAUGGCAAACAUCAAAGGGAAAGCUCACGUCACCUUGAGCGCGAAGAGAGCAAUGGGCGGCACGAAGUCGGUUGAUCGCAUGGUCUCACAAAGCUGGAGCUUAAUUGCAGUGUAGACGGGUCCUUGAUAUAGACCAGAAGGUUUUUGGGUUUUGGGCAUUCGUGGAGAGAGUUGUACAUCGCAUGACUCUGAAAGUCCCUGGUCUCGUUCUUAGAUGAGGCGGGACUCUUUUCUUUGUUUGAUUUGGAUCGUCAUAUCGAAGAGCGACCACAUGCGCAGAGCGCGCUGGUUUUUUUUGACAGGAAACGGCCUUUGCUAUAGAGCGAGCAUUGAGCCAAAAACGCAAUGAACUGGCCUCUAAGGCCGUGUAUUAUUUAUUUCAAUCGUGCCUUGCCUUGUGAUGUCUGGUGCGAUCAUCUCAUAACGUCUCAUGUGCUGUUCCGCUGAGAGGAGUUGGACCUCUGAGCUUUGUUAGGCCACCUGCGAAUGGCCUUGACAUUGUGGUGCUGGGGUACUUGGCUGGUACAACUGUGAAAUAGAUCAGCUGACCUCCGUUUGCUCAGAAAACGGCGAGUUUGUAAACGGUGGCAUGUGGGUCAAGGCAGAUGAGACAUGACAGCAUUGGCUCCUUCUCCUGCAAGGGUAGAUCAAUAGGCAUCACAAGAGUGACGAAAUAAUAAAUAAAUGAGAUCUCAAAUAUUGUCUUCUUA
Molecule: messenger RNA, 2848 nt
Organism: Fusarium vanettenii 77-13-4
Lineage: Eukaryota; Fungi; Ascomycota; Sordariomycetes; Hypocreales; Nectriaceae
Exons: 3
Coding region: 1-2253 (750 amino acids)
Biological process (GO): regulation of DNA-templated transcription
Molecular function (GO): zinc ion binding; DNA-binding transcription factor activity, RNA polymerase II-specific
Source: RefSeq, a predicted model, not a curated record